AUGGCCUUCUCACCCUCCUUCCAUGACCGAGCGGACUUUGAUAACGCCACCCGAGGGUUUAUCCAUGCAUUAAAACCAUGUAUCAUACGAAACGCACAUGGCCGCGUAGUGUGGAACAACGACGAAUACGAUUUUCUUCGCGACGCAGAAUGCCCUGCCACCGCUGAGCCAAAGUUGUGGCGACAAGGCCAAUUGAACUCCAUCCAGGGCCUUUUCCGAGUAACUGAUGGAAUCUACCAAAUCCGAGGCUUCGAUCUCUCUAACAUGACCGUUGUUGAGGGAAAUAGAGGGGUUAUUGUGAUUGACCCGUUGACAUCCGUCGAAUGUGCAGCGGCUGCACUAGCGCUUUACCGUGAACACCGUGGAGACCGGCCAGUAACUGGCUUGAUCUACUCACAUUCCCAUGUAGAUCAUUUUGGUGGAGCUCAGGGCGUGCUCGAACCUGGCAUGAAUACAUCGAUGCCUAUUAUCGCCCCGGAGGGAUUCAUGGCCGAAGCGACCAGCGAGAACAUCUACGUCGGCGAUGCCAUGCGUCGGCGUGCAGGGUAUAUGUACGGCAUGCGCCUACCGAAAGGGCCAGAUGGUCACAUUGGCUGUGGUCUUGGAAUGAUGCCGUCUAGCGGGACGAUGUCAUUGAUUCCUCCAAACGUCUCCAUCUGCCAGACAGGCGAGGAACGAACAGUGGAUGGCGUUCGGAUCGAGUUCCAAAUGGUCCCUGAAACCGAGGCGCCGGCGGAGAUGAACUUCUACUUUCCCGAACACAAGGCACUUUGCAUUGCUGAAUGUGCGACGCAUUGCCUUCACAAUAUAAUUACGCUCCGCGGGGCUCUGGUUCGUGACGCGAAGGCCUGGGCACGCUAUCUCGACGAAACAGCAGUCCUCUAUGGACAGAAAGCCAAUGUGCUCUUCGCUGGCCACAAUUGGCCGACGUGGGGCCAGGACGAAAUCGUAAAGCUCAUAUCGGAGCAACGAGACCUCUACACCUACCUCCAUGACCAAACCAUCCGGAUGAUGAAUCUCGGCCUGACAGGCAUCGAAAUUGCAGAGCGAUUCACCCUCCCACCCGCACUGCAAAUGGCGUGGCAUGCGCAGGGUUACUAUGGCUCGGUCAGUCAUAAUGUCAAGGGAAUCUACCAACGCUAUUUGGGUUGGUUCGAUGGGAAUCCAGCACAUCUAUGGGAGUACCCAGCGGCUGAAGCUGGACAGAGAUACAUUGAUUGUAUGGGAGGUGUAGACGAGGUUGUUCGGAAGGCAAGGGGGUAUACCAGGAACGGCGACUCACGCUUUGCAGUGUCUCUCUUGGGCCAUGUCAUAGCCGCUCAUCCCGAACACAAGGAGUCAAGGCUUGAACUGGCAGCUGCAUACACGAAGCUGGCAUAUGGUUGUGAGAAUGCCACUUGGCGCAACUUCUACCUCUCCGGUGCCCAGGAUAUGCGCUCUCCUACGCCGCUCGGUCGUCCGGAACCUCCAAAACGGGAAUACAGGGCUGCACUAUCGAUAGAACAACUGCUUACUCUCUUGUCAGUUGAGCUGGAUGGACCCAAAGCUGCAACAGAAUCGUUCACGAUAGACUUCCAUCUGCAAGACAAAAGGGAAAGUUGGCUACUAAUUCUCAGCAAUGGAGCAUUGACAUAUCGCGCCAAAACAGACCAGGAUAGGUCGACCGGUACGUCUGGUUUGCAUCUAACGCUCACGAAGAACCAAUUUGUGGAGAUAUUAAAUGGACGUGAAAGCAUCCCAGAAAACAGUUCAGAGGGCGAUUUGAGCCUGCUCUUCAAAUUGAUGAGAUUGGUUGGUGCAUCUGCGCCCCCAACCAGCCUUUUGUAA
This is a messenger RNA of Aspergillus pseudotamarii, 1827 nucleotides long. Its product is annotated as alkyl/aryl-sulfatase. The record is from RefSeq and is a predicted model, not a curated record. Gene Ontology annotation, molecular function: linear primary-alkylsulfatase activity; protein dimerization activity. Lineage: Eukaryota; Fungi; Ascomycota; Eurotiomycetes; Eurotiales; Aspergillaceae. Bases 1 to 1827 code for a protein of 608 amino acids. The transcript has a single exon. Gene Ontology annotation, biological process: dodecyl sulfate metabolic process.